Molecule: messenger RNA, 3696 nt
Organism: Thunnus maccoyii (southern bluefin tuna)
Lineage: Eukaryota; Metazoa; Chordata; Actinopteri; Scombriformes; Scombridae
Product: ras association domain-containing protein 2-like
Exons: 11
Coding region: 347-1318 (323 amino acids)
Biological process (GO): regulation of non-canonical NF-kappaB signal transduction; signal transduction; positive regulation of protein kinase activity
Cellular component (GO): cytoplasm; nucleus
Source: RefSeq, a predicted model, not a curated record
GCCGCGAGCUCUGCCACAACAGAUGGACCCCUCGCGCUCUCCUCCUCCUCAGACCAGCUUCUGGAUGCACGCGCCCCAGUGAUCGUUGCCAACGGCAGGAGAGCGAGACCAAGGAGUUUAACGUUAACGGACAGUUCAGACUCAACGGAAAAAAAGGAGGACAAGGAAGAGGUGGUGGAGGAGGAGGAGAACCGGAGAGCCUGCGUCCCCGGUUUUGGUAAGCCGAGAGAAGAGCUCCUAAACUCGGCAGGAAUGAGACAGGAGCGGCGUUGUAGCUAACUCCCUCGCUCUGGUGACUGAACACGAUCACAAAGUCGUCACUACGCCCCUCUCAUGCUUACUGAGAAUGGAUGAUAUACAAGACGGGGUUCAGAUUGGAGAGAACAAGUUCAUCAGCAAGGCAACCAUCCUCGCACAUCUUAAGACAUACAACCUCUACUAUGAAGGACAGAACCUACAGCUCAGGAACAGAGAGGAAGAGGGGGAGCUAAUCGUCGAAGGCCUGCUGAAUAUCUUCUGGGGCCUGCGUCGACCAAUCAGGCUUCAGAUGCAGGAUGACCACGAGCGAAUUCGACCGCCGCCUUCCUCUACAUCCUGGCACUCAGGUUGUAAUCUGGACAGUCAAGGUUCCCCAAACAGCACAGACGGUCAACAGACGACUCAGCAGCAGAGUCCGCCCACAGUGGAAGUGACGCCACCCGACAACGGCGUGAUGGAAGAACAGGCAGAAGAGGACAGUGAGAGCUCGGCUCAGCUCCUCAGGACGAAGAGUGAUGCCGGGGUUUUAAGACGGGGCCAGCGACGGUCACCAAGCGACCAGAGGAAGAUACGACGACAUCGCUUCUCCAUCAAUGGACAUUUCUACAACCAUAAGACAGCUGUUUUCACUCCCGCUUACGGCUCAGUGACUAAUGUUCGGAUCAACAGCUGCAUGAGAACUCCUCAGGUGCUGCGAGUUCUUCUCAACAAGUUUAAAAUUGAAAACAGCCCGGAUGAUUUUGCACUCUACCUUGUCCAUGCAAGUGGAGAGCGUGUGAAACUGAAGAGGAGCGACUAUCCUCUGGUGCUGAGAAUAAUGCAGGGUCCCUGUGAGCAAGUCUGCAAAGUCUUCCUCAUGGAGGAGGACCUGGGAGAGGAAGUCACAUAUGAUGUGGCGCAGUAUAUCAAGUUUGAGAUGCCCGUCCUGAAGAGCUUCAUCACCAAGCUGAAGGAAGAGGAGGACAGAGAGGUGCAGAAACUCAGGAAAAGGUAUAACUUCCUGCGGUCAAUAAUAGAGAAGCAGCUCGGCUGUCUUCCAGAGGGGGCAGCGUGUAUGUGAUCCACUCCAGGAAGAGGAUUCCCUCCACCAAACGUCAAACUGUCAAAACCAUUCCCAGAGUACUAUAACCUCCAUCCAUUUGUGAAAAAGAAAGCAACCGAGAAUCAGCUGACAAGGAACCCGUGUAUGUGUUUCAGCGACUAUCUUGACUUUAUACUUGACAAACCAUCCAGGCAACUUACAGACAAAACUUUAACAUGUCACACUGUGUGCAUGUUGAGUCCGACCAUCUCAGCGACAGUCUUACCCUGACGACUAAAAUGACGUUCUUUAUUCUGGCACAUCUGCCUCUCUCUCUCUCUCUCUCUCUCUCUCUCUCUCUCUCCCUCCUCAUCUUUUUUCUGCUUCUCUCUUUCACCAUGUACAGUAAACACAGAAAGACAUUCAUUCCUCUUCUGUUGAGUAAUUCUGACCUUUUUGCGGUGCUGCGCAGAAUGAGCCUAAAAUGUGAUGUCCUGUCUUGUGUUGACCCUCCAGAUUGAGAGCAGAUACUUAAAGUCAAUUAAAAAGCACAAACGCAAUGUGAUACGGUCUUAGUAAAGUGCCUGUUAAAAGGUUUCUUCAAGCACAAAGACACAAAAAACGAUCACAUUUUUGAAAGUUUUUACUGUGUAGAAAAUUCUAAACCUCGAGCACAAUGGCUUUAAAAGCUCCCACAAUGCACUGGGUGCCUUUAUGGUCCCCGCUGUUUGAAAAUUAGUUUAAUAUUUUAAUUGAAGGAACUAAAUUGACCCCCUCCACAUUGUUGCAGCUGAGAGGUUCACUGCAGAGAUUAUUGAAGACCAUUUAUGUUGUUACCAUCAGUCUGUUUGGUUGACAAAUGUCUCAGAUACUGUUUUCUGUUGGCAAACUGAAUGUUAAAGACAUUUUAUGAUUGAAGUUCAACAUUUUGGGAAAUACACUUAUUCACAUUCUUGCCAAGAGUUAAAUGAUACCACACUCAGGUUUGUAUGAUAGAUAUGAAAUACGUAAUGAGGAGGAAAAAGAAAGACUAGGACAGCACUCCAAAUUUUGCACAACAGGUCUAUCCCAUCAGAGGGAGCCACAAUCACAUGAUGUAGGUUACUAAAACAUAAAACAAUUUAUAAAGUAAUAAACUGAGGAUUAAAAAACAAACAAAAACAACACAAACCUUGAUGUCAACUCCAGACUUAAUCAUAGAAUAACAGUGUAUACAGUUAUGACAAGGAAUGAGACCUUUUAGGCAAAUCUGACUCCACUUGGAGAUCACCUCCACCUCUUAUAAAACACAUCUAGGCGGAGUUUGAAAUGCACUUGAUAUUUAAUUAGAUAUAGAUACCCAAUAAAGACUUGCAUAAAGCUUAAAGACUGGAAACAGUUACCCUGACUCUGUCCAGAGACAACAAAAUCUGCCCACCAGCGCCACUGAAGCUCACAGAUUAACAUGUUAUGUCUUGUUUGUUUAAUCUGUCAAAAAAAACGAAUUAUUAUGGGUUUAUGAGCCAGACUGUUUCUCGGCUUGGCGAGGUAACUUCCUUGAGUCUUGUCGUCUCUGGGUGGUUUCCAGCAGAGACUCUAACAAGUGGAUUUUGUGACCUUUAGACCGAUCUGGGCUCACUGUUUCCAGUCUUUGUGCUAAGAUAAGCUAACGUACAAACAUUAGAGUGGUAUUGAUCUUCUCAUCUAACUCUCUGCAAGAAAUGACAAAAUACUGAACUAUUCCUUUAAAAGAAAAAAAAAUCUACCACAAAACAAUCCAACACCUUUGAGCCAUUGUGGUUUUCUUGUGUAUCAUCGUAUUUCCUGUCCUGUGCAGUAUUCGCCUUAUUAAGAUGACAAGAUGUCAUGUUGAGAUUUUAAAAGCACAGUAAAAUACUGUUCGAUAGAUGAUCAACAUCCUUCACACAGUGACUCCUGAUAUGUGUCGGACGUUAUACUGAUUGUACAAAAAUGUAACAAUAUUCACAUUAGUUGUUUUGGGGUUUUUUUUCUUCUUCUUCUUUUCUUAUAAAUGACGCAAAAAGCACAACACAUGAGUGAAAUCCCACAAGACUGUGAAUUAUGCUGAUGGUUGAUCUUUGAUAGAAGAAUGUUGUAAAUGUGUGAACGAGCGUUUCAGAGCAGCACAGUUUUGCCUCCACGUGUACAGCGCUUCGCGAUACGUCUGCUUGUGUCUGUGUGCGUACAGUUCAACGUGUCCAUCGCCGUACAGCCCACACCGAACUGAGUGUAUGUGACUCUUGAGAGUGUGCAUGUUAUAUUUUCAGUGACUCUUGAGACUUGCCUGCUUUUGUAUGGUUUCUUAUACAAAAUAAUGAAUGAAUUUUAGUCUUUGAGAUGUUAAGAACUGAUGUUACCACUUGGAAAAUGUAGUUUUUUUUUUCGUACGAUGAUUGUUAUUUAAUAAAAAUGUUAUC